AUGGGCUAUCUCAAACUAAUUGUGGUUGAAAACUUCAAGUCGUGGCGUGGAAAGCACAUUAUCGGUCCAUUAGCAGAGUUUAACUGCAUUAUUGGCCCUAAUGGCUCUGGUAAGUCUAACGUGAUGGAUGCCAUAAGCUUCGCUUUGGGCGAGCGGGCGAGCAUACUGCGAGUGAAGCACCUCAGCGACUUGAUCCAUGGUUCUCACACUGGGCAGCCGGUUUCAGGCGAUACUUGCGUCACUCUGGUUUACCAAGAGGACCAGGACCAGGAGAUCCUCUUCUCAAGAAGCAUCUCUGGCAACUCCUCCGAGUACCUCAUCAAUGGCCAUCGAAAUACUUUCAACGGCUACACAGCAGCGCUCGCCAAGAUUGGUGUCAUCACCAAAGCUCAAAACUGCCUCGUGUUCCAGGGAACAGUGGAGUCCAUCGUGCUGCAGAACCCUAUAGCGCGGGGCAAGCUAUUUGAGCUCAUUAGUCAGUCCAAUGAGUUUGUGGUCGAGUACAACGAGAAAAAGGAGGCCAUGCAGAAGGCCAAGGAGGAAGCACAUUUUCAGUUUAACAAGAAGAAAUCAGUAGCUGUUGAAAGCAAGCAGAUGUCUGAUGAGAAAUCAGAGGCCCAGAAGUACCAGAGCCUCGUGGAUGUUAUUCAAGAAAAGCGUAUGCAGCUGAGCUUGGCUGUGCUCUAUCAUAACGAGAAGGCAAUUGAGAGAACCAGCAACACUCUGAGUGUCAUGCAGGGGACUGUUGCUGCUCAGAGUGCUUCUUUGCAGGAUUGGGAGGAGACUGUGAAAACCCUCAAGAAGGAGCACGGACGCCUGGUCAGGGAGCAGCAGCAAAUGGAGAAAGAGAUCCGUUCCCAGGAGCAUGUACUGUCCCAAUCUCGCUCUCAUUUCAUCAACGCCAAAGUAAACACCUCUCAUCAUAUCAAGAGAAGAGAUGAGCUUCAAGCUUUGAUGAAAAACAACCAGAAAAUCAUAGCUCGAAUAGAACAGGAGCUUACUGAGGCCCAGUUGGAGAAAACAGACCUGGAGAACACCUGGAAGGUCUGUGAGGAGCAAUUUAGGAAACAGAGAAUGUCCCAGGUCAGAGACAUCGAGCUGGAUGACAGUCAGCGUGAGCGCUACAGGGAGCUCAAGGACUUGGCCAUGAAGCAGAGCGCAAUUCUGUGUCAAGAAGCCCAGAAAAUAAACAGAGAUACCAAGGCAGCGUAUGAUCAGUUGGCGUUUGACCAGCGUAAAAAGAAGGAAGUUGAGACUGGCAUCCAGAACAACAAGUCGCACUUGGAUGAAUUGACCUGCAGAGCAAAGAAACUUGAGGAGUACACUAAAACUUCCAGAGCAUCUCUGGAUGAGUUCCAUCAAAAGGAGGAGAGCUUGCAGGCAGACUUGCAGUCCAGCAGAGAGCGUGCCAUCAUUAUACAAGAGGAGUUGAAACAGAUACUGCAUCAACUGGAAGACGCUUGCCUGGAGAGCCAUGAGAGCAAGCGUCAGCUGCGGCGCAAAGACAUGCUGGAAAAGAUGCACAGGCUUUUCGCUGAUGGCGUGUAUGGGCGCCUUUGUGACCUGUGCAGCCCUAUCCAUAAGAGGUAUCGGCUGGCCGUCACUAAGGUUUUUGGCCACUUCUUGAAGGCCAUAGUGGUGUCGACAGAGAAAGUGGCCCAGGCCUGCAUCAAGAUGCUAAAAGAGGAGCGGGCUGAACCUGAGACCUUCCUUCCCGUCGACUACUUGGAUGUGCAUCCUCUAAAUGAGCGGCUGAGGGAAAUACCGGGCGCCAAGAUGGUAGGGGACAUUGUGCUCAUCAAUGUGACCACAAGCGUACCAGAGCUGAAGAGAGUGGUGCAGUUUGUAUGUGGCAACACGCUUGUGUGUGAGACGAUUAAAGAGGCGAGGAGCAUUGCCUUUGAUGGGAAGGAGCGCCUUAAGACUGUAUCUCUGGAUGGGACCCUGUUUUCAAAGACCGGUGUGAUCUCUGGAGGCUCCAGUUACUUGGCCACCAAAGCACGCUGCUGGGAUGACAGAGAUGUAACCAGGCUGAAUCUUGAAAAACAACAGCUGACUGAUGAGCUAAAGAAUCUGAUGAGGCAUAGACGGAAGGAGUCAGACCUUAAUCAGAUCAUUCUGCAAGGAAACGGCUUAAAGACCCGCCUGAAAUAUACCAAAAGUGAACUUGACCUCCUUGAGAAGCAAAGUAUUCCUAAACUCCUUGGGGAAAUUUCUCGUAUGGAGAGUGAACUGGUAAACCUAGACUCCCAGAUCCAGAUGCAGCUUGGAAGCGUGAAGGUGAAAGAAAUUGCCAUGAAUGACCUUAAAGACCAGAUUCAGCAGACAGAGGACAUGGUGUUUUCUGACUUCUGUGCUGAGAUUGGUGUGGAAAACAUUCGAGAAUAUGAACAGGAGCGCCUGAAACAUCAGGAAGAGCACAAUAUGAAACGCUUGGAGUUUGAGAACCAGUGCAGUCGCUUGAAUGCCAAGAUGGAGUAUGAAAAAGAGCAACAAGAGAAGCAGAAGAAGAAGCUUAGUGAAACACAGGCCUCAAUCCAAAAUGAAGAAAGCAACAUAAUCCAAAAGAAACAGGAGGAGGAGAAGCUAUUGGUGGCCGCUGAAAGAAAUGACAACAAACUGGAGGAAAUGAAGAACCAGUUGCUAGAGAAGAAGAAUCGAGUCGCAUAUGCCAAAAGUGAUUUGAAUGAGAAAAUUGCACACCUCCAAGAGAUGAACCGAGAGUUGAUGAAACUGCAACGGAAGGUGGCAAGUGCCGAGAGCACCUUGGAGCAGAAACGUUUAAGUCGCCACAACUUACUUCUGGCCUGCAAGUUGGAUGACCAACCAAUCAUUUUGCUGUCAGGUGACCUGAAUGAAAUCAGCCAAGUGCAGCUGGAAGAAGGCUCUGAACGUUCUUCAGCCACUAUGGACGUGUUUGAGAGGGAGUCCCAGCUUGUUAUUGACUAUUCUUGCUUGGAGGCCGAAAGCAAGGAAAUGCCUGAGGAGGAGGUGGACAACUAUCUGAAGACACUGAAGGAGUCACUUCAUGCUCUAGAGGAGCAGUUGAAAAGCACAGCUAAGCCCAACUUUAAAGCUAUAGAAAAGCUGAGGGAGGUGAAGGACAAGCUACAAGAUGUGACCGAUGCCUUCAGAGCUGCGACCAUCUCUGCCAGGGAGUGCGAGUAUGAGUUUGGCAAAGUGAAAUCUAAACGCUCACAGCUCUUCAGCAAGUGCUUCGAUCAUGUGUCUGGUGUCAUUGACAGCAUCUACAAGAGAAUAUGCCGGAACAAAAGUGCCCAGGCUAUUCUUUCUGCUGAUAAUCCAGAGGAGCCAUAUCUUGGUGGCAUCAACUACAGCUGUGUGGCUCCCGGGAAGCGCUACAUGCCAAUAGAGAAUCUAUCAGGCGGGGAGAAGGCGAUUGCGUCACUGGCUUUGCUGUUCGCCAUUUACAGUUUCCGUCCUGCUCCUUUCUUGAUUUUGGAUGAGGUGGACGCCGCCCUAGACAACUCAAACAUUGAAAAGGUUACCAGCUUCAUCAGGGAGGAAUCCAGAGAAAAAAUGCAGAUCGUCGCCAUCUCCCUGAAGGAUGAGUUUUUCGCCAAGGCCGACACCCUCUUCGGAGUUUAUAUGGACUUUGACAAAUGGAUGUUCAGUCAUCUGCUGACGUUGGACCUGCGUCCCUUCCCUAUCUGUCGAGAUGAUGUCGGAAUGCCCGCGAGGGACGAGGCCAGAGAAGACAGCUUGCAAAGAAGCAUGCCAUUGGUUUCACUGUUUACUAAGAAAUAG
Molecule: messenger RNA, 3768 nt
Organism: Nerophis lumbriciformis (worm pipefish)
Lineage: Eukaryota; Metazoa; Chordata; Actinopteri; Syngnathiformes; Syngnathidae
Source: RefSeq, a predicted model, not a curated record